Suillus fuscotomentosus is the source of this 1584-nucleotide messenger RNA. RefSeq lists its product as uncharacterized. The coding region runs from base 1 to 1584 and encodes 527 amino acids. The transcript is spliced from 6 exons. Lineage: Eukaryota; Fungi; Basidiomycota; Agaricomycetes; Boletales; Suillaceae. The record is from RefSeq and is a predicted model, not a curated record.
AUGAUGGUUCAACUGAGGGUCGAACUCAGGACCUUCUUCUUGACAGUAACGUAUGCGGCAGGUCCAGGGGCAUCGUCAUCCGUUAGACGCAUUGCAACGGAGGUACAGACCCGCUUGAGAAAACUGGGUUCUAAUACACAGGAUCCACUGUACUGGAAUCCCGGUGACGGGUCCCCAUUUUCCCCAGCGUCACUGGUGCAUGAAAGCCUGUGGACUUAUCGUCACCUCAGUAAGAAUGCUGCCACCUUUGGUGGUGUUCUGCUGGCUCUACUCUGGUGGAGCGCACCAAUUCCUUCGUCGACAUAUAACCAGUUCUCGAUUCAUGCUGUCAAGAAUAUGACGACAUGCGCUCCGGGCAUCAUCACCUGGACCUAUAACGGUUCAUCACCCAACAUUUUGGUCUCUAUCACGAAUGUCAAUGUUCUUGAUCCCGAUCCACAGCGUGAUCUCACUCGCCGCCAAAAUACUGCUAAACAGAUCUCCGUGACUUUAACAAACACUAGCGCCAUCUUAGACUACUGGAUAUGGCCUCAAGUGGACCAGCCACAGGGCUGUAAUGGAUCCGACACGGCUUGUUUGCUCUCGUCCUCAUCUUUAUCGCCAGGACCCACUAGCCCUGUAACCGUAGCAGAAACCUCAUCAGUGACACUCAGUGUUGGCAAGAUCAUGGGGAUCGUGGUUGGUAGUCUAGCAGGGCUGAUUGUUCUUGUUUUGGCUAUCGCAUAUUACCUUUGCCGCCAAUGUUGCUCUCCAACUCGUGGCAGCAAGCCAAAGCAAAGCGUGGGAAAAAGGUGGAGCUCGCUGAAAUCUAAUGACUCAGCUGCCAGGUCACCAGCGGGGGGCAAUGGUGACUCUGCUUGCUCCCGCGGUCAUUCGGAGUCGAUGGGUGAAAUAUUGAUUGUCGCAGAUAGUGGCAAGGAGGUCUCAGAGACCAUAACACCACAGGGUUCAGACGAAUAUCACGAAAGUCGCGGAGAGGAGAAAGAAACAUACCCUCACUCGCCCAGGGGGAUGAUCCCUGUGGACACUAUCCAUAAUCCCUUGUCGCAUUAUAAUCGCCGCAUAUCUGUUCACUCCCUUCAAGAUUCAUAUUCCUUUCCAGAUCCAUAUGUCUGUGGUGACGCUGGUCGCACCCAUACUAUCACCUCUGCGCACUAUUCGAAACAAAGCUUCGAGCUGCAAGCAGCUAGAAUACGAUCGUCCAUGGAAAGCUCCGCAUACAUGCGUACCGAGCGCUUCUCACUGCCAGCUCCAGCUGCCUCCACUCCGCACUCACCCACAUCUCCUAGCCGAGGGCGGGACGCGUACCCACCUUCUCCUGAAGCUGCAAUUUCGAGCAGGCGCCCGCCUUCGAUAGGCGUUGUGUCCGUUCGCCGCAAUUCUCGCAAACCUGUACCGCACUAUGAUCCAUCAGAGUUUCGUGACAACUUACAUAGCGCGGUAGACAAUCAGUCAAUGAUUACCGCUUGUGAAUCAUCAUAUUCGCACGGCACAGAGUCACUAUCCCCACUGCAUGCCAUGUCAGGGCUGUCCCACAACCACAUCCAUUAUCUGAUCCCUGACAUGCCACCGAGGAACGAAUAG